Cynoglossus semilaevis (tongue sole) is the source of this 3249-nucleotide messenger RNA. RefSeq names its product CAP-Gly domain-containing linker protein 4. Gene Ontology annotation, molecular function: microtubule plus-end binding. The transcript is spliced from 16 exons. Bases 366 to 2426 code for a protein of 686 amino acids. Gene Ontology annotation, cellular component: cell cortex; microtubule plus-end; nucleus. The record is from RefSeq and is a predicted model, not a curated record. Gene Ontology annotation, biological process: cytoplasmic microtubule organization. Lineage: Eukaryota; Metazoa; Chordata; Actinopteri; Pleuronectiformes; Cynoglossidae.
AGGACACUGAUGUGACGUUACGGAUGAACAUGAUCGUGACAUUUAUAUUUUAUUUUUUAUGUCUGCCUGUGACACGAUGACAACGUGUCCAGGUGUAGCCUGCAUUUGCCUACAUGCAGUAGAAUGUGUUCAGCUAGCGUCCUCGAGGACGAAAGGGUAGACUCAUGGUAAACUUGUGGCAUUUUUGGACACAGGAAGUUUAAAACCACGGGCUUUUAUUGUAAUAUCGGAGGCUUAACCGGAUGUACUUUAGGCAACACGUAUGUACAUGUGACUGUUGUUGUAUACAAAUCUGCUGCAGGCUUCACUAUCGUUUCCCCAUGGGAGAAUUGCAACAAGCAGGAAGGUCAAGGCCUUGAGGGGAGAUGACAAAGCAAGAUGUUUUGCAGCCCGUGGAGGGGGACACAGUUCUGUGCUGCAACAAGAAACUCUUGCAGAGGCUGGUUAUCCACCAGGUGGCUUCAGCACCGAUGCCUUCUGAUUAUGAGUUCUCUUUCUUCGACCCAAGUGAGCGUCAGUGCAGAGAAGUGCUCUUUGACCCCAACACUACAAUACCGGAACUGUUUGCUGUUCUUAGACAGUGGGUGCCCCAGGUUCAGAAGAACAUUGACCUAAUUGGCAAUGAGAUCCUCAGGAGAGGCUGUGGUGUGAACGAUCGUGAUGGCCUGACAGAUAUGAGCCUUCUACAUUACUGCUGCAAGGCUGGGGCACCAGGCAUUGGCGAUGCAGACACAGCAGCUAACUUUGCCUGUCGACUCAUUGAUCUGGGUGCUGACCCAAGUCUCCAUUCACGUUGGACCAACAUGAGGGCUCUUCACUAUGCUGCUUAUUUUGAUGUGCCACAGCUCAUCAGAGUGGUGCUGCAGGCUUCCUUGCCUGGAGAGGUUGAUGCCACCUGCAGUGACUUUGAUUUUGGAACUGCUCUGCAUAUCGCUGCAUCUAAUCUGUGCACAUCAGCUGUCAAAUGUCUCUUGGAGCUGGGAGCCAACCCUGCUUUCAGGAACGACAAGGGACAGUGUCCCGCUGACGUGGUGCCUGAUCCACUUGACAUGACUUUAGAGAUGGCAGAUGCAACUACUGUGGUCAAGGAGCUCAAGGCUUUGCUGAGACAGUCUUUACCCAGACCCACCUCUCCUCUGGCCCUUACUCUUCAUUCCCAAUCCCCUGCUCCUCUCUCUGAUAAGGCCAGGAAGCAGCUUGCCACCAUGGGAAUCCGUCUAGGUGACCGUGUGAUGAUAGCUCGACAGAAGGUUGGAACUCUUAGAUUCUGUGGUAACACGGACUUCUCUGGAGGUCUCUGGGCUGGAGUGGAGCUGGACAAACCAGAGGGGAAAAAUGAUGGCUCGGUAGCAGGGGUCCACUAUUUUAGCUGUCAAUUUAAACAUGGUAUCUUUGCACCUCUGUCGAAGAUCAGCAAACCCCUGGAAAGACAUAAAACUAGCACACCAAGGACAUCGACACCCAGAAGACCCCCUUACCACAUGAACCUGUCCCGCCUCACCUCGAAGACAAACACAGGUGUGUCUCGCUCUCUUUCCUCAUCAUCCUCAUCACUUGACUCUCACCCGGGGCCAAGACCUCGUCUCUUGCCAAGGCAACGCGCUCCUGCUCGGCAAAGAAGGGAACGUUCUUCCUUGAGUUCCAGGAAGACACCUUCACCAGCUCAUCAUUCUCUUCCUUCUUCCACCGUGACUCCCUUUGCUGGUUCUCAACCAACCUCUUGUGCCUCUAUGUGUGAGGGCCCUGGGGUGCAUCUGGGAGAGAGGGUGCUCGUGGUCGGCCAGAGAACUGGAGUGGUCCAGUUCUGUGGUAAAACCAGCUUUGCUCCAGGGCUGUGGUUGGGAAUUGAAUUAGACAAGCCCAGUGGUAAGAACGAUGGAUCAGUGGGAGGAGUGAGGUACUUCAGCUGUCCACCAAAACACGGCAUCUUUGCUCCUCCAUCCCAUGUUCAGAGGAUCCAUGGAUCUGUCGAUUGUCUCUCAGAGCUGUCUUCCUCUCGUCUCAGUCGUCCUCUAGGUGGAACAAUCCGUCGCAGUUUGAGCACAUCGUUGGCCAUCGCUGCAACUAAAGACACAAGCAGACGACGUCCAGCUUCCAGAAACAAUGGAAAAAGGAAUCAUUUCCACCUUCACAGACGACGCUGGAGCACACUCAGUGGGAGUAGUAACAGUGUUCCUGGCCAUGUGACCGGGUCCAGUCCCUCUGCCUCCUCUGAUGGACAGGUUCAUCUCCAGGGAACUGCAGACUUUGCUCCGGGCCUUUGGCUGGGCCUGGAGCUACGGAGCCCGAAAGGCAAGAAUGACGGCUCUGUUGGGGGACGCCGCUACUUCACCUGCCGCCCUCACCACGGCGUGCUGGUCCGUCCCAGUCGAGUCACCUAUCGUGGCAUCAAUGGUUCACACUUGGUGAAGGACAGCAGCAGAUAACUAUGAGAAACAGUCAGCUGCUGCAGGAAAACAAAUAUAUUUCUUUGGUCUGCUACAAACAACAGUUUUGUCUUGUGUUUUCAAAUUCUUGUUAUUGAUUUUCUCCAGUUCUCUCAGAGGUCUUGGGAGAUGCUGUAACCACUACCUAACAGUUAAUUUUCAAUUCUACAAGAAUGGUCAAAAGGAAAAAAAGCACUUUAGGAAAUCAACAUGCAAUUCCCCUCAGAAUUUGACUUGGAAGUUUCAGAAGUGAAAGUCUUAAAAGACCAAAUUGCUGCACAGCUCUUUAAGCGAUUGCACUAAAGAAUACACGAGCACUCUGUAUAUAACUCAAUAAUAUAUAAAUAUACGUAUCUACUAUGGAAAUGGUUUAUAAAGCAUAGUUUUAUUUGCUAACUAAUUUUAAACACUUAACGCAAGAUAAUAAGGUUAGACGUUAAACCUCUGACCCAGCGUGUCUGUGUUUGUGAUUACACGUGUGCAUGUGUUUCAGAUUCCACCUUGUCAUGAUGGAGAUCAGUAUUACUCCAAGGUUGCUACAUGGCUCAGGUAAUUGAUGGAGAUGGGGGAAAAUAAUUUUCAGUAGAGGACUCCAUUUAAAUUUAACAGGAUUUCAUUAACCUUUAGCCUCCAUCGACCCAUUCAUUUAAUUAUGAAAAAAUGAGUUGUUUCCUCUUUUUAUGUACUGUUAUGUCACACACGGCCUAUGUAUAUCGAUGCUGGUACAUUGCACUUCUGGCUGCAACUGUGCUGCCUGUCUGACAUGAAGCCGCAGUUAAUAAAUAUUUAGACUCAUGUUUGAAUAAAACAUCUUGACAUAAAA